CAGUGUCCAAACAGAUCAAAGCCCUUUGAAGAAAAAAGAAAGAAAAAACCAGACAUGGUUGAGGAGAUCAAUGACAAGCUGCUUCCCAUAGCCAACGUGGGCCGGAUCAUGAAGCAGAUCCUGCCACCCAGUGCCAAGAUCUCCAAGCAGGCCAAGGAGACAAUGCAAGAAUGCGCAUCGGAGUUCAUAAGCUUCGUGACCGGAGAGGCGUCUGACAAGUGCCACAAGGAGAAUCGGAAGACAGUUAACGGAGACGACAUCUGCUGGGCUCUCAGCUCGCUAGGGUUUGAUAACUACGCCGAGGGAAUGGAACGGUACUUGCACAAGUACAGGGAGUUUGAGAGAGAGAGAGCCCACCAAAACAAAGCCAAUUGUGGCAUUGCUGCAGGAGAGGAGAGAGAGGAGGCUGAUGAGCAAAUUGCUCACAGUCCAACUGCAUUAGAGCUUAGGGUUCUUGAAAAGGGUGGAAGCUCUCUCACAAAGCCAUCUUGAUAGAGAGAAAGGAGUACUGGCUUUCCCUGCUAUGAGCUUCUACAAUUGUUAGGUCACCGGUUUGUUCAAAUAAGUCGCGUUUUCCAUGCUUUUCCCAUGUUACAACUCCCGUACGAAUUCAAUCCAAACCAAAAUAAUGGAGAGGAUAAACUAAACAAGAUUGUGGAAAGAGAUCGAUGUUCUUGCUAUGUAUUUAUGUGCCUUGAGUUGGGAAAAAUUUUGCAAACCAAUUCAUGAGUACUUGCAAGUUUUUUUAAGGUAACUUUGAUUUGUCUCCAUGGCUCUUUUCUUAUUUUUUGGAUCCUUUUAGUUGUAGAUUUUGUUCUAGGGUGUAUUUAAGCUUGUAUCUAUGAAGAGAUUCAUCGGAAAAUGAAAAGGAAUUUGUGGGAUUAUAUUUUC
Rhododendron vialii is the source of this 891-nucleotide messenger RNA. RefSeq names its product nuclear transcription factor Y subunit B-4. Gene Ontology annotation, biological process: regulation of transcription by RNA polymerase II. The transcript has a single exon. The record is from RefSeq and is a predicted model, not a curated record. Bases 55 to 492 code for a protein of 145 amino acids. Gene Ontology annotation, molecular function: DNA-binding transcription activator activity, RNA polymerase II-specific; protein heterodimerization activity; RNA polymerase II cis-regulatory region sequence-specific DNA binding. NCBI's taxonomy places the organism in Eukaryota, Viridiplantae, Streptophyta, Magnoliopsida, Ericales, Ericaceae. Gene Ontology annotation, cellular component: CCAAT-binding factor complex; nucleus.